Molecule: messenger RNA, 549 nt
Organism: Eremothecium gossypii ATCC 10895
Lineage: Eukaryota; Fungi; Ascomycota; Saccharomycetes; Saccharomycetales; Saccharomycetaceae
Product: AFL219Wp
Exons: 1
Coding region: 1-549 (182 amino acids)
Molecular function (GO): DNA binding, bending
Source: RefSeq, marked provisional
AUGUUCAGCAGACCGUUUAACACCACUGCCAUACGCGCAUUCCAGACCAAUGUGUCUGCACAAAUCGCCAAGAAGUCAGGAACAAAUACAUUGCGCAAGACUCUUCUUAAGGAGCAAUCCCCUAGGAGGCCUCCUGCAGUAUACGCGCUCUACCUAAAGUCGAUUAUGCCAUCGGUCAGGUCUGAGCACCCCAAUGCGACAUUUGUGGAACUAUCGAGGCUCGCAAACAAUAAAUGGAAGAGUAUGAGUGACCACCAAAAGAAGCCAUACUAUGACGAGUCGCACAGGUUAUUCAAGGAAUACCACUCGGCGCGUGCAGAAAUCGAGAAAACCUUGCCACCAAAGAGGCCAUCUACUGGUUUUAUCCUAUUCUGUAAUGACGUGCGGCCGCAUGUAGCCGCCGAGCACCCCCUAUUGAAGACCACAGAUAUAGUUCGUUUGUUGGGCGAAAAGUGGAAGGCGCUUCCCUUCGAUAAGAAGAACAGGUAUUUGGAUUUGGCAGCUAGGAACAGAGAGCAAUGGAAGCUCCGCAAUGGCUUCUUGAGCUAA